Messenger RNA from Hyaloperonospora brassicae, 2208 nucleotides. The record is from the annotation of a GenBank genome assembly. Lineage: Eukaryota; Oomycota; Peronosporomycetes; Peronosporales; Peronosporaceae.
AUGCAUUCCUGGGAUCCACAACCCGAUGGCUACGAAGUGAUUGACGGCCCGAGCAACGCCAGUGCAUUGCCAACGUGGCGUCACGACUGGACCGUGUGGAAAACGAUGGAGCUCGAGAGCAAUCGAUAUGAUUUCAACGACAGGUGCAACGUGUACAACCUGCGCGAAACGCAGUGGACGCAGACGAAUUUCGUGCAAACGUUUCUCAUGAUGAGCGAUCGAGCGAUUUACGACCGGGCAACGCAGCAAUACACCGUCGACAAGUACGUCAACGAGAUGGAGCAACGUGUGGGCACGCUCGACAGUGUCGUGAUCUGGCCCGCCUACCCGAACAUUGGGAUCGACAACCGCAACCAAUUUGAUCUCUUACGGGACCUGCCCAAUGGACUCGACGGCGUGAAACGCGUUGUUGCUGACUUUCACCGUCGUGGCAUUCGCGUCAUUCUUCCCUACAAUCCAUGGGACAUUGGCACGCGAGACGAAGCAGGACUUGAAGGGACGGUGCGGAUGUACACGGCCGACAUUAUUGCCCUUGAGGCGAUUGUAUCGGCGCUUCAGGCGGACGGGUUCAAUGGGGAUACCAUGUACGGCGUUCCAAGAUCCUUUUUCAACUGCAGUAACCCACUCAUUGCAACGCCUGAAGGCGGGGUGCCCACAGCCUAUCUGAGCCACAACCCCAUGAGUUGGGGAUACUUUGGCGGCUACGAACACUUUCCGCCAGUCGCUCGGGCCAAGUUCCUCGACUCGCGACACCUGGUGCAACUCUGUGCUCGAUGGUCGCUCGAUAGGACUACGGAAUUGCUGACUGCUUUCUUCAACGGGGCCGGGUACGUCGUGUGGGAAAAUGUGUGGGGCAUCUGGAACGCUAUGACGGAACGAGAAGAUGCAACGGUCAAGCGGAUGUUUGCGAUCUUGCGCAAGUUUGGACACCUCGUUUCGACUGGCGCGUGGACUCCUUACUACGGACUGCAAGACGACGGAUUGUUUGCAAGUGCGUUUACGGUCGAAGCGAGCGGAGAAGCACUUUACACAGUAAUCAGUACGGUGCAAAGCGACAUGACGUUCGACUUGGCACUCACGAGCGCACAGACGGCAGAUGAUGUCCACGUGUAUGACGUCUACCACGGAGAAGAACUGCAAAAGAAGCAGAUUGGCAACAGCAGUAGCGUAGGGAACGGAUUGGUCGUGACGGUGACGCUCGAGCCUCGAGCGUUUGGUGCGAUUUACGUGACAAAGGCCAACGACAACGACAUGCAUCAGUUUUGUCGCGAGAUGCGAGCGAUGACCGCCAAAGCCCUUUCGGAGUACUCGACGACGCGCACUUUGCUGCAACAGCAGCUCAUUCGCAGUGGCCAUGAAGCCGCAGAAACUGAACCGCUGGAUGUUGAUGGGAUGGUGCGUGUGUCGGGGAUGGACAGCUGGUGGUUCAACGUCAGUGGCGUGCAGAUUGAACCCGUUGAGGCGUGGACGCCCGACUCGACUCAGUUUGGCUCGGGGGUGCAGUUUCCAUGGGAACACCGUCCGUGGAACAACCACUCGACUCGACUGGUCAUUCAAGACUUUCUUCUCGACGUCCACCCUGUGACCAACGCUCAGUUCCAGACAUUCCUCACGUCAAGUGGCUAUCGUCCCAAGUCCAUGGAGCGCUUCUUGUUGCACUGGGAAAACCGACAAGGCCCGUUAGUGUCAUGGCGUAUUCCACCGGCACUGGCACAAAGUCCUGUUGUAUACGUUGCCGUCGAGGAUGCUGAAGCGUUUGCAAAGUUCUACGGUAAGCGGCUUCCGCAUGAUUGGGAGUGGCAGUACGUUGCGUCCAAUGGAGAGAACUAUGACACUUACCCGUGGGGAUCCAACUGGAACAGCACCAAAGUGCCACAGGUGUUUCAUGGAAAGGAAUUGCCGACACUUAGUCCCGUGGGUUCGCGUGUGGCCUCGCGCUCGACAAAGUUCCUCGUCGAAGAUCUCGUUGGGUACGUGUGGCAGAUGACCGACCGCUUUUGUGACGCGCACACGUGUGGACUUCUCCUGCGCGGAGGAAGUAGCUACUACCCGAUAGCAGCUACACAUGGCGACCCGAAUUGGUACUUUCCACAGUCUCUCGAUGCCCAGCACCACAACCGCUUUCUCAUGGUCAGCGAAGGCUACGACCGGUCUCCUAUGGUCGGCUUUCGUUGUGCAAAAAGCGCCCCGCCAUCUCGUGCAAACUAA